GAGCUUAUUUACCAUGCGGCAGAAUAGUCGGCUCUGAGGCGUCUGGCACAGGAUGCGCACACGCAAAUACUAUAAAGGACCGUGCGUUUCUAAACACGUGCCAUUGUAUUUUUGUUACAAACAAACCAUCGUGAAGGUAACAGCUGCUGUCCGUCGAAAAAAAGUCCUCCUCGGAGUUUAAAAGAAUAUGGCCAUGUUUAGGAUGAAACCACUGUCGUUUUUGGGACCUAAUGUGUACCCCGCGCCCCCUGAUGGGGGCUGGGGCUGGGUGGUGGCUGUGGCCUUUUUUGUGGUGGAGAUGUUCACAUAUGGCAUCAUCAAGAGUUUUGGCAUCUUCCUCCAGGAUCUGAUGGAAGAGUUUGGAGAGACCAAUAGCAGAGUAUCCUGGAUUGUUUCUAUAUGUGUAUUUGUCAUGACCUUUAAUGGUCCUCUCUCAUCUGUGAUGACAACUCGUUUUGGGUUCCAACCCGUUGUUAUGCUCGGAGGAUUACUAAUAUCAUCUGGAACUAUAGCAACCAGCUUUACCACCUCUGUUAAUCAAAUGUACCUCACAUAUGGACUAGUUGCAGGCUUUGGUUACUGCCUGACAUUCUUACCCACUGUGACCAUCUUAUCCCAAUACUUUAACCGCCAACGAUCUUUGGUCACUGCUUUAGCUUCCACUGGGGAGUCACUGGCCAUGUUUGCCUUGGCACCAGGUUUUUCUGCACUGAAGGAUAAAAUUGGCUGGAGGCACACUAUGGCAGUGAUGGGGGGUUUGCAAGGCACUAUUAUUAUAUGUGGUGCCAUGCUGCGGCGAAUCAUCAUUGAUCCGAAUGUCAAAAAGGAAACAGAAACAGAAAACACUAAAUCCUUACCAGAAGAGAUGAACGAAGAGGAUUCUGUGAAACAUAAACUCUCUUACAGCCAGGAGAAUGAACUAACUGGAGACUCUGGUAUUCAAUCUUUGAAGGACACCGAUAUCAGCAGCCCUGAGGUCAAGACUUUAUUAGAGAAAAGUACGGGAAAUAAAUGCAAGGAGACACAAAACAAAGACAUUGAAGAUCAGGUGCCACCAAACAGUGAAAACCUCACUGUCAAGAAAUCCAAACUUUUAGAUUUCUCCAUCCUCAAAGAACACAGCUUCAUCUUCUACUCUCUAUUUGGACUGUUUGCAACACUUGGCUUUUUUGCUCCACAACUUUACAUAAUAGAGCUUAGCGUAAGUUGGGGCGUGGAACGGGACCGUGCAACCUACAUGCUCUCCAUAAUGGCAGUGGCGGAAAUUCUGGGUCGUUUCUCCAUUGGCUGGAUCUUGACCAGACCCUGCUUGUUGAAGAAGAAGUUGCUCGUGCUACUGGUCUGUAUAGUUAUAAUGACAGCAGAUCUGGUUGGAUUCACUUUGGUGAGGGAGUUCUAUGGCCUGGCUGUGUGCUGUGCAUUGUAUGGCUUUUUCAUGGGGACUGUUGCAUGUACUCACAUCCCCUUAUUAGCAGAAGAUGAUGUUGUGGGAAUAGAACGCAUGUCUGCAGCUGCUGGAGUAUAUGUCUUCAUGCAUAGUUUUGCUGGAUUGGCUGGUCCCCCACUUGGAGGUGUCCUGGUGGAUGUCACUGGCAGCUAUGGAUCAGCUUUCUACUCCUGUGCAGCUGGAAUGGCUUUAAGUGUUAUAUUCCUGGCUUUAGUACGACCUGCAAAAAGAGGAUUAAUUUGCAAAAGAAGAAAUUCAAAAUGCUCAGAUUCCACGCAACAGAGAGCCAAAUAUAUAAAGGAUGCUAGCACUAACAAUAUUUCUCAGGAGAAUGUAGCUUUAGAACAAACAUGUGAUGCAGAGGCCACACAAACUGACCAGAAUGUUCAAACUUAACUUGACUGUUUAUAAAUGGUCUUGGACUGCUGCUCCUCUAAUGAAAUGAUUACAACAAAGUACUUUUUAUAUGUGAGUAUUUGGAUGUUUAUUUUAUUUUAUUUUAUUGUUUUUACAGAUUUUAUGCUAUGUGGCAAACAGCUCAUCUGAAUUUUUUUUUAUUUAAUUAAUUUUAUUUUUUUAAGAUAUACAAAACGCACAUAAUGUUAAAACUUGACAAACUAAAUACCUGUUGCCAGACACCUACAGUGCCACAGAUAAACUCUGUAAAAUACUACAGCAACAAGCACGUGAAAGUUUUCCAUUUUACAGUAACAUUAAAAAAUCUUAAUUUAUAUCAACAAACGCAUUAAUCUCAGGACUUGAUUUUGUACUUCAUAAUUUUUAUACUGUUUUUUUUUAUCAAGUACUUUAUCAGUUAAUAAAAACAAAUUUUACAGUAUGGAAAGGUUAUUUACAAAGAGGCUAUUUUUGUAAGAAAAUAUCACAAUAAAGCUUUUUUGUGAUUAAAAUACUAGCCUAUAAGUUUUAUUGUUUUUUAUAUUACAAUAAAUAAAUGUUCCAUGUUCCAUUGUCACAAAUAAGAACACACAACUAAUAUAGUCAAAAUGGCUAGUGAGGUAUUACAGAUAGAUUUUGCACAGACACAUCAUUGUAAGAACUAAAAUGUGUUAAAAUUGCAACAGCCUAAAUGUAAGAUAUU
This is a messenger RNA of Periophthalmus magnuspinnatus, 2546 nucleotides long. RefSeq names its product monocarboxylate transporter 7. Gene Ontology annotation, molecular function: monocarboxylic acid transmembrane transporter activity. Bases 188 to 1843 code for a protein of 551 amino acids. The record is from RefSeq and is a predicted model, not a curated record. The transcript is spliced from 6 exons. NCBI's taxonomy places the organism in Eukaryota, Metazoa, Chordata, Actinopteri, Gobiiformes, Gobiidae. Gene Ontology annotation, biological process: transmembrane transport; monocarboxylic acid transport.